Molecule: messenger RNA, 2499 nt
Organism: Pseudo-nitzschia multistriata
Lineage: Eukaryota; Bacillariophyta; Bacillariophyceae; Bacillariales; Bacillariaceae
Source: the annotation of a GenBank genome assembly
CUUAGUUUCCACGGAAAGAUAGAAGGUGGAUUGUUGAGUGCACAUGGUUACAAAUGUCAAUAUCAGCACUUCUUUCUGAGUGUAAAAGAGACAGCAGUCCAUAACGAGGCAACGGGGAAAACAGCAUCAACAAUGGGAACAAAGAGUGAUUCACCGAAGCUGACACCUGCUGAACGCUUGGCACGCAAGCGUGCCGCUGCUCGUUUGAGACAACAACGGUGCCGCGCAAGAAAACGGCAAGCUAUGCUCGAAAAGAAGCGUGGGGAAACCGAUCGGCAGGGAUCAGCGACAAACAAUAUAAAUACUCAACAUUCGCCUAGGUCUCCAGUGGUAAUGCAAUGUGUUCGUCGCCGUCCGCAGCCACGCUUCCCAACGUACAAGCCUGUACGCUCAACAGAAUCAUCAGUUGAGGCAUGGACCGGUGUCAGGGCUGAAAUACCACACCGCCCACAGAUUCAUAGGUUUCCAUCGGAGCCUAUCUACCAUUGCGUCUCUUUCGACUCUCAGAAGUCUCUGGAAGAAGCUCAACAUAWUAAAUCGUUGGCUACGUCUACACCACCGGAGUCGCCUUUGGAAAAGACAAAAAUAGUAGUCACUCCGAGUCGGACACCGCCGCCUUUGAACGCGCUAGUUCAAGUUCUGUCUGACCAGAAACGAGAAGACAAGCCGCUGGUAUCAGAAGAAGAAGCUGCUGUGGCAGCGAUGCUAUCUCUGAAGUCAGGUGCGAGAAGUCCGACCGAGAAACCUGCGGACGAGAACAAAAAGCGACCUAUCUCGCCACCGAGGGAAGUAACGAUUUCGCACGAAUCAAAAAAAUCUACCCACGCGGGAAUUAAUGGAAACAACUCCGAGGAACAAUCUCAUGGUCCAAGAGCUCGGCUCCCACUACCGAGACGCUUGACCACUGGGCACUUUGAGGCUUACCACUAUGGACCGCCAAUGAAAAUACCGCCACUACCUCCUCACAUUAUACAUGGACCACCAGGAUACUACAGAGUACCUGUGCCUCCUCCACAUGCACAUUAUCGUAGAGGCUACUAUCCUCCAGCACCGCGAUAUGUGUCCUACGAAUACAAAUGAAAAUCAAAUGUGAGUGCCCGUACACAUAGACCAUCACACUCUGCUGGGCCUUUCUUGGACCAAAACGAUGUAUUACGAUGACAGCAAUAGAGGUCUUUGAGUUAAGGACUAAUAGGCAUGAAAGAAGACAUUGUCCUGUGAUACUUUAAUGGUUUUGGGAAGGUACAAAAGAACCAUGAUACUUUUAGCAUGUUACCAAACUGUACAUUAUUAUAAAACAAUCCAUAACCACCAUGGUUACUAAAACACAAACUUCUAUUUGUAGAGAACGCGGACAUCUUUCGAAGAAGCAUAAUAUUUUCACCCUCAGUCGAGACGCAAACAAAAACUUGUGAUACUCUUUGACUGGACAAGAGGAUAGAGUUACAGGGGGAAACUCCGCGUUUCUUCCGCAACUUUGAAAGCCCCGGAUAGAAACCAGCAAAGCAUUGUCUCCCAUAAACGCAACAAUUGAAAUUUUACACGCAUAUAUAUUUCCCUCCUCCAAGGAUUUGUGUUUCCACUCGGAUUGUAAGUGGCGGUCCAUCCACUCAAAAGUUUCUAUGAACUAAAUUACUGGCGUACAUCGCACGGUCUGAAAAUGAUUGACCUCGUCAAUCUAUGGAGUGAUUAAAACCAUUUAUUUUUGAUAGGAUCUACAAAGAAACAAACUGCAUGACGUAAUAUUAGAGGAAUUAUUUUCCCUCAAAACGGAAUUUCCGAAUGGCAAUCUUCAUCGCAUCAACGGUGUCGUUUACAACCCCGUACUUCUUCGCACGCGCUAAUCGUUUCUCCAAUUCUUCUUUAGAGAGAGAGUCGAAGGGAUUUUUCUUACUCGGAGAUUUGUUGGUUCCACCCCGAUCGCGGCCUUUACCUCCCUCUGUCAGUUUCUGUUUGGCAUUCUUUCCGUCUCCCUUAUUCCCCCCUUCUCGUUUACGUGAGUUUUUGUUGCGUUUGCUCGCACUAUCUUUCGUGAUAGGUGCCGUGAUCCCAAAUCUAGCAGCCCGUGCCUUCUUUUUUUCUUCAAAGGUCAUUCCUUUUGUUUCAGUCACUUUCGCCGGUGCGGCAUCAGGUGUUUCAACUCGUGCCGAAGAUUCUUUACCACUGUCCGCAUCCUUGGAUUUUUCUUCCACCACUGCUGUGGCGACAAGUGCGGCCUCUUCUGCCUUUUCCUCUGAUGCAGGAACCUUUUGUUUUUCUGGCAAUUCUUUUUGACUGGGAUCAGGCGCGGGAGCCGAAGCGGGCGCUGGGGACGACACAGCUACCGUGGCAGGUGUGGAGGAUGUAGCGGAAGGAGCUUCGGCGAGGCCAAACUCCUCUUCGUCCAGGCGAACUUGCAAUCGAUUUACAAGUUCAGCUUUCAGUCCAUCCGUUGAUAAUCCACGUUUGGAGAGCUCCGCUCGGAGAUCCGAUACUGGUCAAUGAAAUAACACGAUGAAA